This is a messenger RNA of Prunus mume (Japanese apricot), 1714 nucleotides long. It is a transcript of the gene EXT-LIKE, whose product is annotated as hydroxyproline-rich glycoprotein family protein. Gene Ontology annotation, biological process: late endosome to vacuole transport via multivesicular body sorting pathway. The record is from RefSeq and is a predicted model, not a curated record. Lineage: Eukaryota; Viridiplantae; Streptophyta; Magnoliopsida; Rosales; Rosaceae. Gene Ontology annotation, cellular component: multivesicular body.
GUCAGACGACGGUCAGACCCAUUGUAGACUCUCUCUCUCUCUGCCUUGUACUCAAACACAAAGCUUUGCCUUGCCCAACUCCUCUCUCUCUCUCUCUCUCUCUCUCUCUCUCUGUGAUCGAACAGAGGAAGCCAUAGAUGGCGAGCGAUAACGAGCCCGCGAAGCUCCUCUUGCCGUACCUCCAACGUGCCGAUGAGUUGCAGAAACACGAGCCUCUCGUCGCGUAUUACUGUCGAUUGUACGCAAUGGAGCGAGGGCUGAAGAUCCCUCAGAACGAGCGUACCAAGACCACCAAUUCCCUCCUUAUUUCCCUCAUGAAGCAGCUUGAAAAGGAUAAGAAGUCACUGCAGUUGGGGCCAGAAGACAAUCUGUAUCUUGAGGGAUUUGCCUUAAAUGUUUUUGGGAAGGCAGACAAGCAAGAUCGUGCUGGUCGAGCAGAUUUGAAUACUGCAAAAACAUUUUAUGCUGCUAGCAUUUUCUUUGAGAUUAUUAACCAGUUUGGCGUGCUUCAGCCUGAUCUUGAGCAGAAACAAAAGUAUGCAGCUUGGAAAGCAGCAGAUAUAAGGAAAGCUUUGAAAGAAGGAAGGAAGCCUCAAGCAGGGCCCCCUGCUGGAGAUGAUGAUCUUUCAGUUCCAUCGAGUGGGAUGAGUGGUUCAUAUGAUCUUGGGCCAAGUGAAGCUGCAGUUACCAGUCCUGGACCACAAUCUGAUCCAUCACCCCAGUUUUAUGAUGAAGUCAACAAGCAGCACUCUACAGACACUUUACCUCCUCAGUUUCAUGAUAAUGCCAAAAUCCAGCGUUCAGCUAGCCUUCAAUCCUCACCUGAGUUCCAUGAUGAAGUCAAUGGCCAGCAUUCUUCUAACAAUGUGCCACCACCUCGGUCUUACUCAACUGCUGGUUACUCUUCCCAUGAUUUCCUCCCACCUCCUCCAACAAAUAGACCAGAAACUUCUGAUUAUUCUCAGCCAUACCAGCAGCAACCCUACCCGCAUGAACCCCAACAGCAUUUGCCACAUAACUAUCCUUCUCAUGAAAAUAAUUUCUCCUAUCCUAAUUUCCAAUCUUAUCCAAGUUUUACAGAAAGCAAUAUUCCAGCAGUCACAUCCCACUAUCCCUCUUACUAUCAGGGCUCUGAUCCUUCCUACUCUGCCCAGUCAGCUCCUUCCUACGCUGCCCAGUCAGCUCCUUCCUAUUCUCUCCAGUCAGCUCCUUCAACUGCCCAAUACCAGUCGAGCAACAGAAAUGGGACUGUUCCAGAACCUGCUCCUACUCCUACUCCUGCAAAGACAUACCAGUAUGACAGUAGCUACCAGCCAUCACCUGAGAAAAUUGCCGAGGCACAUAAGGCUGCCAGAUUUGCAGUUGGGGCGUUGGCAUUUGAUGAUGUGUCAGUUGCAGUAGAUCACUUAAUUAAAUCACUUGAACUGUUGACGAAUCCAUCAGCUGGUCAGUGAGUUUCUCAUUUCUAGGUGCUUGGAAUUCCAGAUGUUUGCCAUAGUUUGUUUGCGUGAGUAAUAUGUAAAUGUCACUGGAUGGUGGAUAAAUGCACGGAAAAGUUACUUUUAAUCGUGAUGCACGAAUGGAAAUGAAAACCGCGGAUUUAUGCUUCAUAUUCUCUUAAGCAUGUAAUUUGCUCAUUAGACACGAGUUUGUAUGUGGACUUACAUGGAUGUGAGUUGAAGUUGGUUUUCAUUUAUAUCUUUGUGUAAUUCAA